UCGUUGCCAGUCACAGUCGAUAGAUAUGUGAGCUAACGAUCGUUACGUUACGUAUCUUCUCUCUUUCUAGUUAAACAUUUUUUAAGAACAUAAAUACAAAAAAAAAAUACAAAUCUCAUAAUCGCAAUAACGUUAAAAAGAUCGGCUAUUUAAAUUUAGUAACGUUUAAAAUAUUUUCAAAAUCAAACACAAAAAAAUUACUUAAAAUUAAUUUAUUAUAAGAAAAAAAAUUGUUAAAAAGUGUUGUUUACAAAUUAAAUCUAUGACAAACAUCUAGUCUCAAUGUACAAAAUAAUCUGCUAUAAAAUCUUUGUCUACGUUUUUAUAUAUUCUAUAUAAUUUUAUUACAAAAAAAAAUACUUAAUAAUUACAAUAUACCAGACAGUUUUGUAAAAAAAUAAAUUUUAUAAAUUAAGCUAAAUCAUCAAUUUUUUUUUUUUUUGAAACUGUUUAAAAUACAAAAAAAGAAAUUUUAAAUCCAUAAAAAAACAUGCUCUUAAUUAGUACUUAAUAAUUACUAGCAACCUGGAUACCCUGGAAUUUUGUUAAAUUUAAACCAACAAAAUAAGUUUGACAACGUUGUUUAAACCGCCAUAUCAUUAUUAACAUUGUCAUAAACAUCAUUAUUAUUAUCAUCAUCAUCAUCGACGGGUCACCGUUUUAAUCAUCGUCAGUCAGUCAACAAGCAAAUAGUAUAUCAACCGUUAAACAGUAAACGACUAAAAUAACAAUAAUAAAGCAACAAAAACAACAACGCAUAGAGCAGCUUCAAAUGUACGAUUACCAGCAGAGUCUAAUAAUAUUAUCAAGACCAGGAUUUAACUUUUGAAAUAUUGAAAUUGAUAACCAAUCACAUCUAAUCUAAACUAUUGCUCAACAUUGAAAACCCGUUAACCACGAGACUAAAAUCACAUCAAUACGAAUGCAAAAUACACAAAUUUGUGCAACGAUCGAUGAUCGUUCAUCAUCGACAUCUUUGAAAAUGGAAACACGAACCCCCACCAGUGUCUAUCAUCAUCAUCGGGCACCUCGCACCCCAGAAAGUUAUUUCAAUGUACCCGAAUCCAUAGCCCUGCUAAAUAUUGUCAAAUCCGAACGAAUACAAAGUGCAUUUCAAUCGAAUCGUAAAAAUCAUGCCAGUGUUUGGGAAAUGGUAGCCGAAGUCCUCAAUCGUUAUAGUGCACGCAAAAGAUCGGCCAAACAGUGUUGCAAUCGUUAUGAAAAUCUCAAAAAGAUUUACACGCAAUUGAAAAAGAAUCCCGAACGACAUGUACGACGUAAUUGGCCCUAUAUGUUUCUCUUCAAAGAGAUUGAAGAACAGAGAGGAGAAUGUUGGGGUUCGAAUAGCAAGCGCAUGGCUUUAAUAGCUAAAAAUCAAAAUGAAUUGUCAUACUAUCAUAGAAGGCGACAGGCAGCUGAGUUCGGAGCACUACUGGAUAAACAGACACAAGCUGCUGUGGUGGCUCAACACAAUUUAUUGCAAAGUUUAGCCGCAGUGCAUUCCAAUGAUUCAAAUAGUAAUUGUAAAUUGGAGCGUUUUCUACCCAAUCAUUUUGUUGAGGCUCAACUGGGUAACGAUACCAGUAACACAAAUGGUCCCGAUGGGGUCUAUGAUGACUCAUCACCUCUCCCUCUACAAACAUCGCAUAAGGAGGGAAUACACGAAAUACCAGAUGAUUUAUCAGAUAAUGCUGCUGCUGCCGCCGCCGCUGCAGCAGCUGCUGCCCAUAAUUUACUACAGGCCCAUGUCAAUGGUGUGACGGCGGUCAAUACGAAUGAACUUAAAGAGUCUCUAGCUCAAGAAUACGAAAAAGACUGCAAUGGUGCUCUUAAUCUACAGACCAGUGACAAUAAUAAUGUCUCCAUGAAUUAUUCUAAUUCUUCCAGAUCGGAACCAAUGUCGGAUGGUGAAUUUAAUCCCGAUGAUAUACAACUAAUGCAAACAAAUUAUAAUGGAUCACAAAACUACUACUCAAAUAAUAUGGAUCAUAAUAUCUUACAUCCCGAUGUUAUAGUCGACACCGAUAAUCUGUCCGAAUGCAGUAGUGGUGAUGGUUCGCCCAAACUAAAACGUAAAUUAUCAACCUCAACCGAUGGUGAUAGUACGAACUAUGAAUUGAUCGAAUAUUUGAAGAGACGUGAAAAACGUGAUGAGGAACUACUAAGACGUAUGGAUGCUCGAGAAGAGAGACUGGUUAGUUUGCUAGAAAGAACCGUGGUCGCCAUAGAAGCUUUGGUGCAACACAAAUGCACACACAAUAACAAUCCACCUACUAACGAUAAAAUCGAAGUUGUGGAGAAACCCAUCAAAAUCUGCAAUGGUAAUGCUACACCAUCUGAGGCUAAAGCAGCAGCAACAAUUUCUGCAGAUCCCAUUAUAUCAGAUGAUACCAGUGAAAAAGAUUGACUACUUUAAUAAAUCAAACCAAAAAAAAUCAAUAAUAUAAUACUCAAUAUGACUAAAAAUAGAACCAAAGAUUAAGAAGUUUUUACGAGAUUUUUUUAUACUUACUAAAUACUUACGAGUAUACUCGUUUUAUAAUUUAGAAUUUUAGUUGUAAUUUUACCAAAAAAAACAUAAAAUUUAAACAAACUGUGUGCCAAAAAUUUACUUAAUUAUUUAUAGCUUUUAUUAUUUUUUUAAUUUGUUUAACUACUUUUACAUAAGUUUUUUUUCUCAAUUGUGUUGUCAUAAAACGCCUAUUUUGUAAUGAGAUUAGUUUAAGUUUUAUUAUGUGUAAUACUCUCUAUUUAAGUGCCUUAAAAGAACAACCAAAAACAAAUAUUUAUAAACAAAAAUCUGAUAUUCUAAAAAGAUCAAAUAAACUUAAUAUUUACCUUUUU
Molecule: messenger RNA, 2844 nt
Organism: Lucilia sericata (common green bottle fly)
Lineage: Eukaryota; Metazoa; Arthropoda; Insecta; Diptera; Calliphoridae
Gene: meso18E
Exons: 5
Coding region: 923-2407 (494 amino acids)
Source: RefSeq, a predicted model, not a curated record